ACCUGGAAGGGGAGGCAGUGGCGUUGACCCCUUUCCUUUAAAAUUCCUAGGCCCUCACAGAUUUCCCAGAGGCUCCAGAGGUGGCUCAGACCCCACCCUCUUUGUCUUCCGGUUCUGGUCUCCAGCUGUAGCAUUUAAAUCUGGCGCCCUUCACCUGGAUUGGCUACCUCAGGGAGUGGUGGGCUGGCUGCGUGCUACCGCUCCUCCUCGCCUUUUUCCCCGGGCAAAAGGUUUUCAAAUCGGACCAAUCGGCGGGCGCGCUCCCUCAGCCGUGGCGCGUCACGGAAGGGUUAACUGCAACCAACCGGAGGCGGGUAUUCGAGAAGAGAGCCAAUCAGGAGGGCGCGGAGGUGUGCCCUGGGGGCUUAUAAGGGCGGCCCCUGGGCGCGCGCGGCAGCAGUUGGACUGCGGCGGGCAGCUCUCCGUUGGCCCCCUUCGAGGCGUCCCUCUUCACCGCUCUGCUACCUCGCGCAGCAUGUCGGGCCGCGGCAAGACCGGCGGCAAGGCCCGCGCCAAGGCCAAGUCACGCUCGUCGCGCGCCGGCCUCCAGUUCCCAGUGGGCCGCGUGCACCGGCUGCUGCGGAAGGGCCACUACGCCGAGCGGGUCGGCGCCGGCGCGCCCGUGUACCUGGCGGCGGUGCUCGAGUACCUCACCGCGGAGAUCCUGGAGCUGGCGGGCAACGCGGCCCGCGACAACAAGAAGACGCGGAUCAUCCCCCGCCACCUGCAGCUGGCCAUCCGCAACGACGAGGAGCUCAACAAGCUGCUGGGCGGCGUGACGAUCGCCCAGGGAGGCGUCCUGCCCAACAUCCAGGCCGUGCUGCUGCCCAAGAAGACCAGCGCCACCGUGGGGCCGAAGGCGCCCGCGGGCGGCAAGAAGGCCACCCAGGCCUCUCAGGAGUACUGAGGGGCGCCCGCGCCGCAGCCGGCCCACCAUGCCACCACAAAGGCCCUUUUAAGGGCCACCACCGCCCUCACGGAAAGAGCUGAGCCACGUCGGGCUCGGGGCGGGCGGCCGCGGCGCUCGGCUCCCCCCUCCCGCGUCGCCGCCGCCGCCGCCCCUCCCCCGCGCGGGCUCGCCGGCCCUCGCUCCCGCUCCCGCUGCCGCCCGGCCGGGGGGCGGCCCCGCUCGCCUGGCGCAGAGGCCCGGGCGCCACGGCGCCCGUGACUCAGCCGCCCGGGCCCCGGAGCCGCCGAUGGGCGGCGAGGAGGCCGCGGCGCCUCCUGGAAGAGCCGCUCGCCGCUCUGACGCAGGGCUGAGGUGCGCGCCGGGGCCGGGGCUCCGGCUUGGUGCUCGGGCCGAGACUCUCCAGACGCGGUGCGGGAAGAACCGAUCACUGUUCGCCCUGGCGCCGCCGCCCCCCCCUUCCCCCCGGGUCCCGCCGUCUGCACCCGCGGGCCGGCCGCUUCUGCGGGGACCGCCGCCCCGGCCGCGGCGGGGGAGGGGCGGGGGCCCGGGUUUGCGGGCCGUGGGGACCGCAGGAGGUGUGCGCGCGCGCCCGGGUGACCGCAGCCGGGCCCGAGGGCCCCGCCGCUCGCCCCACUUCCCUUCGGGCGACUCCUCCGCGGGCCACGCACCUCCCUCCGUACCAGCACCGGCCCGAUCGUCCCUGUCUGCACUGAGCCUCCGAUUGCUUCGGAACUGGAAUUUUGCAGCUACAACCCAUCCAAGACUAGUACCUUACGUAUUGGGGAGUUUCAGAUGGACUAAUUUUAUUAAACGAUUGUUUUUUUAAAAAAA
This is a messenger RNA of Mirounga angustirostris (Northern elephant seal), 1741 nucleotides long. Its product is annotated as histone H2AX. Gene Ontology annotation, molecular function: DNA binding; protein heterodimerization activity; structural constituent of chromatin. Gene Ontology annotation, cellular component: nucleosome; chromatin. The record is from RefSeq and is a predicted model, not a curated record. The transcript has a single exon. Lineage: Eukaryota; Metazoa; Chordata; Mammalia; Carnivora; Phocidae. The coding region runs from base 476 to 907 and encodes 143 amino acids. Gene Ontology annotation, biological process: DNA damage response; heterochromatin formation.